This is a messenger RNA of Lottia gigantea (owl limpet), 342 nucleotides long. RefSeq lists its product as hypothetical. Gene Ontology annotation, cellular component: nucleus. The record is from RefSeq and is a predicted model, not a curated record. Gene Ontology annotation, molecular function: DNA-binding transcription factor activity; cis-regulatory region sequence-specific DNA binding. The annotation marks the transcript as partial. Gene Ontology annotation, biological process: regulation of DNA-templated transcription. The transcript has a single exon. Lineage: Eukaryota; Metazoa; Mollusca; Gastropoda; Lottiidae.
AUGACGAACUUUGUGAAUAUUUAUGAGAAAUUGGACCCUACAGACGACCCGGCCUUCAAGCCCAAUUAUUCCUACACGGAACUAGUAUAUCUAGCUGUGCUCCGAUCUCCCAACUUUUGUCUUCCCAUUGGUGAAAUAUACAAGUACGUCCAGAAUAGGUUUGCGUUUUUUCGUAACAAUGCUCGCCAACAUUGGAAAAAUGCCAUCCGUCACAGCUUAUCCAAGACCAAGUGCUUCACCAAGAUCAGUCUCGGCCGAGGUUCCGGUGGUUCCAGUAGAAGCUGCUUCCUAUGGUCAAUCGAUCCUUGUAGCAUCAUAAACUUUGCCCGUGGUGACUACCGA